AUGUCUGCUAAGUUAUACAGCUGUGUUGCUGGAUGCAAACGGAAACUCAACAGUCCAAAGAGCCUAUCCAACCAUUGUAGUCGGUGCGACAUUGCGAUAGAGUACGAUAGUAAACUAUUGGAACGUUCACGUGCACGAUGUUACGAGACAGAGCCGCCUGCCAAGCGGCGUCGAACUAGCAUUGGAGGCAGUGUGGGUGGUGAUGAAUCCCAGGAGCAACAACCCAACACUGCAGGUACAUCUGAUUCACCGCCUGUACCCGGUGCUGAACUCAACAACACAACUGCCGACACCUUGUCCAACCCAACAUUGAUUACCGCCACUUCCCAGCCACCCCUGACUUCUAACAUCCUUAAUCGUGCACGCCCAGCAACUUGUUCUCAGACACGGCUUUUACAUUCAGGAUUCAGAUUGCAAAUCGAUGCUCUACCGGAGGGACCGUCCUCCAACCUUGUUCCGACAGACCCCCGUUUAGACAAUACGCCCAACACUACUUGCUCAGGCCAAGGUCAAGAACAGCCCACUUGCGCUAGUGGCACUGCUACCGACCCAAAGCUACCUACAGGAACCUAUACCACGGAGCCAGAUAUAUUUGGCCAAUACCAAAUCUACAAUACACACCCACUCCGCAUACCCGAUGCCAAUUCUCCUCUAUCCGACUCUGUUGUUCUUCCAGCCCCACCAAAAAAACUACGUUCGGUCCAGGAAAUCAUCCACCCUUGCCCCAACCUCUCCAUCUUCUACAUGCAACAACAUCACUGGCUUACCGGGAAUUCAAAGUCGCUGAACAGCCGUGAAUCCCUAUGCAAUGACGUGAUUGGGCAACCGGGCUUUUGUCCACAGGAUGUUGUCGGCUACAAUUUUUGUGCCUUGGACCGGAAGUUGGCUGAAUUGGAGCAUACUUGGAAUACCUUGUGUCCGCCAUCCAAAGGUUGGAAGAAUGCUGAUAAGGGCAUGGCAGUUCCGCAACACUAUCUUACGGUUAAUGGGCUCCGUGCGCAAAGGCUCACCAACAUCGUGUACAAGGUGUUCUCCCAGAAUAACCCCCGCUCGUUUCACUACACUCCUUACAAGGCCCUCUGGAAGCCAUUGGAUUCCGGCUCUUGGCCUGCAAUGCAAGUAUUCGAUGAGAUUUAUUCUUCGCCCUCAAUGCUCAACGCUCACCGCAAAGUUCAACGCUUGAAAAUAGCCGACUCCGGCUGUACUCGUCCACGAUGCGUCGCAUAUAUGAUGUUUGGCUCCGAUGGGACUGUGCUUGGAAAGGGGUUUAGCCAUGUCAAAGGCCACCCAAUAUACGCGUUUUUUGGGAACAAGAGCAAGUACCAACGAUGCAAACCAGGGUCAAAUACUUGCUUCCAUGUGGCUCAUAUUCCUUUGCUCCCAGAUAGCGCUCGGGAGACUAUUACAGCUUACCAUGAUGGAAAGCCCCCACCUGAAUCCCUCAUCACCCACCUCCGGCGUGAAUUAAUGCACAAAGUCUGGGUCCACCUACUAGAUGACGACUUUCUCUACGCUUGGAACCACGGAAUUGUGAUUAAAUGCACCGAUGGAAUUGAGCAACGGGUUUUCCCUCGUAUUAAAAUUCACUCAGUUGACUACCUGGAGAAGGUCACAAUGGCAACAAUUCGAAACUUGGGAGUUUGCCUGUGCCCACGCUGUCUAGCCAAGAAGGGAUUGGCCUCAAAGCUGGGAACCUCCCACAAUACACUCGUCCGAGUAUCCAAACGCCGUGUCAAGAGUACCAAGCGCAUCAAGAAAAUUCAGGAAGCACAACGAUUGAUAUACGAUUUGGGCCACUCGGUUCAAAGCAAGCAAGUCGAAGCCUUAUUACAGGCUGAAUCCUAUGUCCCUACUCUGAACGCGUUUUUGCGUUGCCUGAGCCCUAGAAUUUUCAAGUUUAACAUAUUUGAAACGUUUGUCGUGGACCAACUCCAUGAGAUCGAGCUUGGCGUCUGGAAGAGUUUAUUUCAACAUUUGGUUCGACUUCUUCACCUUGGUGGGAGCCGGACGAUUGUUGAAUUUAACAAAAGGUUCCAAAGUGUCCCAACUUUUGGUUCAACUAUACGAAUGUUCUUGGAUGAUGUGGCGAGUAUGGGACGAUUAGCGGCACGCGAUUUUGAGGAUAUCCUUCAGUGCUGUCUCCCCGUAUUCGAAGGCCUACUUCCUUCGGAAUGCGAUGCUCCCGUGCAAAGACUACUGUUUACCUUUGCAUUCUGGCACGGACUCGCAAAGCUUCGUCGCCAUACCACGGAAACCCUUAAGAUCAUGAAGAAACUCACUGCCAAACUUGGCUCCAAGCUCCGUAGCUUUGCCGAAUUGACACAAAACAUGAACGUUUGCGAGACACCAGACGAGUACACGCGUCGGAAGAAACGACAAGCAUCGGCCCAGGCUCAACGCUCUAUGCAGGUCGCUACUUCAAAAGGGAAAUCAAAGGCCUCGGCUCCUUCGGAGAUAGCAGAUGGCCGGCGCUUAUGCUUCUUCAACAUCAACACUUACAAGGUACACGCGAUCGGCGAUUAUAUCUACAUAAUUGCCGAAUUUGGAACCACAGAUUCAUACUCGACUCAAAUUUACGAACUUCAACAUCGCUUUAUCAAGGACCAAUUUGAGCGCACCAAUAAGAAGGAUGUGGUCGAACAGAUGACGCAAAUCGGGGAUGUAUCUAGUGCCCUCAAAAGGAUGGAACUGGAGCUCGAACAGCGGGAGGAGCAAUUACGAUCACAAAUUGGUGACUCCGCGCCACCUUCACUCGAUCCUGAGGGGUUGGAAUCGCUCCUUAACGGAUCCCCAUAUACAAUUGGACAGACUGAGCGCUCAGAAGACUUGAUCCCAAGCAUUACGCGCUGGGUCCGUGAGCAACAACACGACGAUGCUAUGAAGUUCUUCAUUCCGCAGCUCAAGAGGUAUUUCUUAGCCCGUUUUCUUGGGAAUCGCAAUCACCCGAAAUUCAACGAGCAAGAAAUCCUAAAAGUUAGGUUUCAUCAAGAUCGUAUGUAUCGCCAUAAGACGCUUCGCAUUAAUUACACAUCUUACGACGUCCUACGCCAACAAGACCUGCUCAACCCCUCCACCUCGAAUUGGUUUAUUUUAUUACACGCUCAGUCUGAAGACGGUUCAACGUCCCCCCAUCCGUUCAUAUAUGCUAAGGUUUUGGGUAUUUACCAUGCGCAGGUUUCUUACGGCAACGUGGUGCCUUGUCGAGAGGACUUUGUUCAUGUCAGAUGGCUGUAUUACGACACAGACAAGGCACGCCAGGGUGGAUGGGAUGAGUGCCGAUUAGAUCAUAUCGGCUAUGAGCAAUGCUGCACGGAUCAGGAUUUACUUGAUUCGUUCAAUUUCGUUCACCCAAGCGACAUUAUCCGAGCUGUGCAUUUAAUCCCCGACUUCCGAUCCGGCUCUUCCGGUACCUUGCUCAGCUUCGCCGAGUCGGUCGCACACGAUAGCAAAGACCCGGAGCACUGGGAUUGGAAAUACUACUACGUCAAUAGGUUUGUUGACCGGGAUAUGUUGAUGCGCUAUCUGGGGGGAGGGAUUGGCCAUUACCUGUAUGCAACUUGCGGCUCUGACGUUACGCUGGGUUCCGAGCAAAAUGCGAACGAAACCACUGAAGUCCCUCUGGGGACAGGGGGAGAAGGGGAAAGCGGUAAUAUGGAGAGCGAAGGCCAGAGGAGCGAAGACGAAAGGAGCGAUGGAGGCGAAUCUAUCUGUCUGGCGCAAGACGACAUUAGCGAUGAAGAAGAACCGAGCAUGGACGAUGGAGCUACCGAAUACGGGGAUAAUGUUUCGGAGGAUGAAAUGGAAGGCUAUGCUAUAGAUGAGAAUGAGGAUGUAUUGUACGGGUUUUAA
Messenger RNA from Rhizoctonia solani, 3849 nucleotides. RefSeq lists its product as uncharacterized. Lineage: Eukaryota; Fungi; Basidiomycota; Agaricomycetes; Cantharellales; Ceratobasidiaceae. The coding region runs from base 1 to 3849 and encodes 1282 amino acids. The record is from RefSeq and is a predicted model, not a curated record. The transcript has 12 exons.